This is a messenger RNA of Emys orbicularis (European pond turtle), 1440 nucleotides long. It is a transcript of the gene PFKFB4, whose product is annotated as 6-phosphofructo-2-kinase/fructose-2,6-biphosphatase 4. The record is from RefSeq and is a predicted model, not a curated record. The coding region runs from base 1 to 1440 and encodes 479 amino acids. Gene Ontology annotation, cellular component: cytosol. Gene Ontology annotation, molecular function: ATP binding; 6-phosphofructo-2-kinase activity; fructose-2,6-bisphosphate 2-phosphatase activity. Gene Ontology annotation, biological process: fructose 2,6-bisphosphate metabolic process; fructose metabolic process. The transcript is spliced from 14 exons. NCBI's taxonomy places the organism in Eukaryota, Metazoa, Chordata, Testudines, Emydidae.
AUGGCGGCGUCACCGGCCCGGGAGCUCACGCAGAACCCGCUGCAGAAGAUCUGGGAACCCUACAACAACGGGCUCCCGGCCAAGCACAGCGCCCAGCGCGGGGUCUGUAUGACCAAUUGUCCUACACUGAUUGUCAUGGUGGGCCUCCCAGCCAGAGGGAAAACGUACAUCUCCAAGAAACUGACACGCUACUUAAACUGGAUUGGAGUGCCUACAAAAGAAUUUAAUGUUGGUCAGUACCGUCGAGAUUUGGUAAAAACAUACAAAUCGUUUGAGUUCUUCUUGCCAGACAAUGAAGAGGGCUUGAAAAUCAGAAAACAGUGUGCCUUAGCAGCUCUGAAUGAUGUCCAGCAGUACCUCAGUGAAGAAAAUGGGCAUGUGGCUGUUUUUGAUGCUACAAACACAACACGAGAACGCAGAGAAACCAUCUUCAGAUUUGGUGAGGAGAAUGGCUAUAAGACGUUCUUUGUUGAAUCAGUAUGUGUAGAUCCAGAGGUCAUUGCUGCAAAUAUUGUGCAAGUGAAACUUGGCAGUCCUGAUUAUGUUGAUUGUAGUAAUGAUGAAGCUACAGAAGACUUCAUGAAAAGAAUAGAGUGCUACAAGAACACAUAUGAGAUGCUAGAUGAAACUCUGGACAAGGAUCUUUCCUAUAUUAAAAUCAUGGAUGUUGGAAGGAGUUACCUUGUGAAUAGAGUAAUGGACCAUAUCCAAAGCCGGAUUGUCUACUACCUCAUGAAUAUCCACGUAACUCCUCGCUCGAUCUACCUCUGUCGACAUGGAGAAAGUGAACUGAAUCUGAAAGGGAGGAUAGGAGGAGACACUGGACUGUCCCUUAGGGGGAAAGAGUUUGCCAAGAGCUUGGCGCAGUUCAUUAAUGAGCAAAACAUCAAGGAUCUGAAAGUUUGGACCAGUCAGAUGAAAAGGACGAUUCAGACUGCAGAGGCUUUGGGAGUGCCUUAUGAACAGUGGAAGGUUUUGAAUGAAAUAGAUGCAGGAGUCUGUGAAGAAAUGACAUAUGAAGAAAUUCAGGAAAACUAUCCUCUUGAAUUUGCUUUGAGAGACCAAGACAAAUACAGAUACAGAUACCCUAAGGGGGAGUCAUAUGAAGAUCUCGUUCAGAGAUUGGAGCCAGUAAUCAUGGAGCUGGAAAGGCAGGAAAAUGUGCUUGUUAUAUGUCACCAAGCAGUUAUGCGCUGUCUGCUUGCUUACUUUCUGGACAAGACUGCAGAACAACUGCCUUAUCUCAAGUGCCCACUCCAUAGUGUCUUAAAGCUAACCCCAGUGGCUUAUGGUUGUAAGGUGGAAUCCAUAUUCCUGAACAUUGAAGCUGUAAACACACAUAGAGAUAAACCAGAGGGAAGACCCAUGGGGAUUUUAUUACCCAUAGAGAGUCACAGACGGGACCUGUACUUGAGAUGUCUUCUGAAAGACCCACACUGA